This is a messenger RNA of Carassius gibelio (silver crucian carp), 1892 nucleotides long. RefSeq names its product histone H3.3A. Gene Ontology annotation, molecular function: structural constituent of chromatin; DNA binding; protein heterodimerization activity. Lineage: Eukaryota; Metazoa; Chordata; Actinopteri; Cypriniformes; Cyprinidae. The coding region runs from base 172 to 582 and encodes 136 amino acids. The transcript has 4 exons. The record is from RefSeq and is a predicted model, not a curated record. Gene Ontology annotation, cellular component: nucleosome.
UUUAUUGAAGUGCAUUCUGGGAGAAAAUGAUUGACAUCGCGGCCAUUUUGGCUCUGGCCACCCCGCUCCCAUUGUGUGUGAGAUAGUAAAUACUGACACUGCUAGACAAGCCGAGCACAUAUUUCACCGCGCGAAUUAAAACACGUUCACCUGAGGUGAUAUUGACUAACAAUGGCCCGUACUAAGCAGACUGCUCGUAAGUCCACUGGAGGAAAAGCUCCUCGUAAGCAGCUGGCUACCAAAGCUGCCCGCAAGAGCGCUCCAUCGACUGGAGGAGUCAAGAAACCUCACCGCUACAGGCCUGGUACAGUGGCUUUGCGUGAGAUUCGUCGGUAUCAGAAGUCCACUGAGCUGCUGAUCCGUAAGCUGCCAUUCCAGCGUCUGGUUCGAGAGAUUGCCCAGGACUUCAAAACUGAUCUGCGUUUCCAGAGCGCCGCCAUUGGAGCACUGCAGGAAGCCAGUGAGGCAUACCUGGUCGGUCUGUUUGAAGACACUAACCUGUGUGCCAUCCAUGCCAAGCGUGUCACCAUCAUGCCCAAAGACAUCCAGCUGGCACGCCGCAUCCGCGGAGAGCGUGCUUAAACUCACCCCUUCUUUCUAUUGCCCUCUUUAUUUCUUUCUGUCUCUCCACUUGUUCUCCUCCUUUUCUUGGUAGAGUUUAGAGUAUCAGUGAUGGGGAGUAACUGUGUCUCAGUCUGGUAGUGCUGUCUAAAUGACGCGUAGGGUACCUAUAUGUGCAUGUAACAGGUGCUGUUGAUCUCACACACACACACACACACACACACACACACACACACACACACACACACACACACACACACACACACACACACACACAUUCAUUCAUUCAUUCACACACACACCCACACAUUCACACACACAUUCACAUUUGGAGCGUAAACGAGGUCCAGCCCGCCCGCUUUAGGGACACACUUUCAACAGGCAUGUAAAGAGAAGAAGUCUCACCCUGCACUAACACUUACUCUGCUGUCCAGAGAAAAAAAAAGGGUGGUGUCUGGGGUCAGUCUGCUUAAGGGGAGCGGAAACUUCCACAGCAGGGUGCUACUAAAACUGCCUCAGUUCACCUUAUUGAAAAACCUGUCCUCGCCAGUCCCCCAACUCACAUAUGUUUUUAAUCUUAAUUCGUUUACCCUCCCCUUCCUGCCCCCACCGAUCCAUCCAGUUCUUACAUGUCCUGCUUGAAUCCUUACUUGGCCCUUCAUAGUGGAGGUGAGUGUGGGGUCAGACUUCUCCUCUGUGUGAGUGCCUGUGGGUGAUGAGAUCAGCAAAGCAGAAUCGUAUUCAACUGCAAACCAGCAUCUAUUGGUUAAAAAGUUGUUACUUGUAAUAUUGAUGAUUGCUAUUAUUGUCGAUAUGGUGUCUUUUUUUUUUUUUUUUUUUACAAUGCAUAAAUGAAAUUUUCUUUAGAAAAAAAAUAAUAAUCCGCAGAGAAUCAGUAUGAAUUCGUGUUAAUUGUCCUUUUUCAUAUUGUAGUGAAAGCCGAUCCUGCUCCUCCUGUUAUAACUUCAGGCAGCCACAGGGGGGCGCUCUAAACCAGCCUCUCAUUCAACGUCACUGUUCGACUAACAUCCCGCUCUCCCUUCCUUUGUCUUUCUCUCGUUUUCCACUCUUCCAAUUCCAGUUUUGUCACAUUAAAGAUCGGCAUUAGAGUCACAGAGUGUAGCAAAAAAUAUUAUUUACGUUUAGUACUCUAGUACUGAGUCUGUCACUUUUUUUGGGUAGAACUUUGCUCCUUCCCUCUAUUUGUGAUACACAAUGUAACCUCAUGUUUGUGCUUCUUUUAUUUUUCUUAUUUGGAAAUUUAAAUCAGCUGAUCUUUGUAUUUUCAAAAUUUCUCAUAUUCUGGUGGUAAUAAAUAGAUGUUACACAAA